Molecule: messenger RNA, 1285 nt
Organism: Parnassius apollo (apollo)
Lineage: Eukaryota; Metazoa; Arthropoda; Insecta; Lepidoptera; Papilionidae
Source: the annotation of a GenBank genome assembly
AUGGCCGGUACGAGAACCAUCACGGCCGAACCGCCCCGCUCCACGGCGUACUAUUACGCCGACCUCGAGCGCCUGAAGAGGAAGAAUGGCGGCCAGGAUUCCCAAAAUCCGACCGAGGAGCCGAACCCGAACCAGAACGAGCAGAGCGAUUACGUAGAGUCGAAUGAGGUGGUCGACGACGGGCCGGUGGCGGAAGUGCCUCCGUUGAGGGACCGGAGGGAUUGCCAGGACUUCCCUAGGCCAAAUCCCGAAAGAAAACUGGAGGAGACGUAUUCUACAGCUGGUACCUUCCCCAUGCCCGAGCCUAAAGAAAAGGAACCCCUGCUCGCGGAGCUGGAAGUUGUUGGAAGACUUCCUCUAACACAACUAGACUCUGGUUCAGGAGUGAGAAGGAGUAGAAGUUGGUACUUGUGCUGCCCCAAUGUUGGGGAGGAGGAGAUAUCGAGGGAGUCGUCGUGGAGGUACUCCAGUCUGCGGCCUGUCACCGCGCCACCAGCUCCUGGCCAGAAUGGUAUACACCUGGUAGCAUCGCAAAGCAGCCGUCAAGAAGAUGUGGUGACCCUCCGCAAUGAAAGGGACGCCUUGGCGAGAGCUCUGGCUGCAGAGAAGCAAAAGGCGGCCAGCGCAGCCAGAGCUCACGACGCGAGGCUGGCUGAGCUGCACGGGGUCAUAGCCGAGCUGGUCAGGAGGCGGGCGCAGGACAAGUCCGCGAGGGCUAUACCCGAGGAGGAGGUUUCUGACGAGUGCGAGUCCACCACGCAGCCGGCUGGUGAGCUGGACAACGACGCGGAUAUGUCGCGAACAGAGCAAAACGACACGUCAUCUCUGAGCCCAGCGGAGCUCCCCAGUCCGUUGGAGGCGAAACCCGAGUUGAAAGAACUGCCCGACGACACGACCGACACAAGCACUCAGGAGGUGCACGUCAGGGUGGAACAACCUCGUGUGGAAGUGUCAACUCCCCAACAGAGUGAUCCGUGCGACACGAGCGUCAAUUAUUCGGAACGGGACUCCGAGAUAUGUGUGACCACCGCCAGGUGUUGCCAAUAUGCGAGAGCUGCUCAUCUACUGGGGGACAGCUGCGAGGUGCCUGAAGGUCUGCUGCCGCCGUCCCCAGGUCGUUGCGAGUCCAGACAAGCCAAAUUAGCGUCGAGGGUACGUCUCAGACGCACCGAGGAGAUCGACUCCAGCAACCACUUGAGUACUGACGAGACGCGGGUAAACUCCGUCGAAGAGUCAGCCCUGCGGCUGUAUGAUGAGGAAGAACUUCUGGCACUGGACCAAUACG